Glycine soja is the source of this 951-nucleotide messenger RNA. RefSeq lists its product as uncharacterized. The record is from RefSeq and is a predicted model, not a curated record. The coding region runs from base 153 to 722 and encodes 189 amino acids. NCBI's taxonomy places the organism in Eukaryota, Viridiplantae, Streptophyta, Magnoliopsida, Fabales, Fabaceae. The transcript has a single exon.
UCAAGAUAUUAUUUAACAUAUGCAUAGCUUAAAAGCCUAUGGAUUGGGAGGUAGUAGUAUAAGAGUAUAGGAGUAGCAAUAAUAACCCGGGCGAAGAAAUGUGGCGACGUUCUUGUCGGGACAAGGACAAGGGAAGAGGUUAGCUUCCAUCCAUGGCAGAGUACGAAAGGAGCAUCCAGCACCAGUCGAAAGAAACAGCCUUCCAGGCCCUGAACACCAUAAUCCAGCUCCACUUCGAGAAAACCCUGGAGAAGAAGCGUGCCAUCGACCUCCAGAAGAAGGAGCUCUACAAGCUCUUCCAGAUAUUCUUCAUCUUCCUGGGCCUCGUCUUCCUGGUCCUGGCCCAGUCCCCCCGCCUCCAAUGCCGCCACUGCUGGAUCCCCAUCACCCUCCUCUCCAUCGCCCACCUCAUCUUCUACGUCUCCGUCGCCCAAACCCUAAGGUGCAUCAACGCCUUCAAGUACCAGCGCCGCUGCCACAAGCUCACCCUCGGCUUGGCCACCGAGAAACUCAGGGACAUCAAGAUCAGAAUCGCCGCCGCCUCCGCCGCCGAUGCCGACUACGAUUCCGUUGUUGCCGACGACGAGUUCGAGAUUCACUACCAGGAACCCCCUGAGACCUAUUUCGGAAAGUUUAAGAGGAAUUGGGCUCUGCAUUUUGGCUUCUUGAUCUUGAUCUACGCUUUUAUGAUCUCUUCCUCUGUCGUUCUUCUUUGCUUUUAAUUUCCACUUCAGUGUUAGUUCUGGAAUCAAAUCCAUUCUCUUAUCAUUCGUUCUGUGCAUUUUUUAUUUAUUUUAGCAUUAACAGUCAUUUACCGAGAAACGGUUAGAUCCGUAGAUUGCUAUGGCCAGUCAAAAGGUCUAUAUUGCUUUAUAGUAAGUAGCCUAUGGUUAUGAGUAUAUUCUAUUCUCUAUCAAGUGUUUGAAAUGUCAAUCGUCGAAUUCGAAUCCA